CAUUUACAGUAAUUACUCUCUCUCUCUCUCUCUAAACCCUUAAUUAGAAUCGGAAUAUCAGAAGAAUCGCACAAGCUCCGGCAAAUUUAUUUAUUUAAUUUUUGUUUUUUGAAAGAAGAGAAGAACGGGGACCCUUCAAAUUGUAUCCCACCAGAAAAAAUGGGGGGAAAAAGAGAAACCCCAUGCCAAUCAACAUUUCCUUGUUCUGCAGGAGAAGACCGAAAUUGAAAUCGAGCCCUUCUGAAUUGGGGGAAAAUUGAAAAAAAAAAACUUGAUGCUGUGUGAUUGUACGGGAGAACAGAGUGGAGAAGGGGAUACUUGGGGGAAAAUGACUGCGCGCGUGAAUGGCAGUGUUGGUAGUGAGAAUAGUAGGGAGGUGUUGGUGGAGAGGCAGACGGGAGCAUCGAUGAUGGAGCAGCUUGUACCGGAGAUAACUACGCAUGCCCUCAGUUACUUGGAUUUUCCGAGCCUCUGCCGCCUCUCCAUGACAAACUCACUCAUGCGUAAAGCUGCCAACGAUGAUAACGCGUGGAAGGCACUCUAUCAUAAGGAUUUCACUAUCGAACAAGAUAAUCUGAGACCACCCAACGGAUGGAAAGCUUAUUACGCUGCUACAAGAGCCAUUGUUAAUAUCAACACCGAGUUUUUUACAUUAGUCAAAAAUAGGUCUCUCACAGCUAUGUCACAGUUUUGGCUUAAUGCAGAUUACGUCAAGUGUUUUCAUCCAACCGGCGAGUCAUUUACUGGUUACAACGCUGUAAUGCAGAGCUGGCAGAUAGAAUUCGGGUGGGAAAAUGUAGUGGAUUUCGAAAUAAGAGAUGUAAAGGCUCGUGUAAUGGCAGAUAUGGCUUGGGUUACCAUGAAUGCUUACGAUAUAGAGACCGGGCCCCACAACGUGACUAAUAUAUACGAGAACCAUAACGGACGAUGGUACAUGGUGCACCAUCAUAUCUCCCCUGUUCUCAUCCACGGAGGAGUCCAGCCCCUUCUUUAAGGUUUAAUUAUAGUUAGUUAAGGCAUUACUCGUAAGCGAUCUUCAAAACCUCGGAUUUUUAGCUUAUCUGGUAAUUAACAAAGAUGUCUAUGCUCAAAUUUUUUUUUUAUAUAUACACACAGUUGAAGUUUCUUUUUGCC
This is a messenger RNA of Erythranthe guttata (spotted monkey flower), 1134 nucleotides long. Its product is annotated as Nuclear transport factor 2 (NTF2) family protein. Gene Ontology annotation, molecular function: protein binding. The record is from RefSeq and is a predicted model, not a curated record. Lineage: Eukaryota; Viridiplantae; Streptophyta; Magnoliopsida; Lamiales; Phrymaceae.